Botrytis byssoidea is the source of this 834-nucleotide messenger RNA. RefSeq lists its product as uncharacterized. Gene Ontology annotation, cellular component: proteasome regulatory particle; cytosol; proteasome regulatory particle, lid subcomplex. The coding region runs from base 1 to 834 and encodes 277 amino acids. Gene Ontology annotation, biological process: proteasome-mediated ubiquitin-dependent protein catabolic process. The record is from RefSeq and is a predicted model, not a curated record. Lineage: Eukaryota; Fungi; Ascomycota; Leotiomycetes; Helotiales; Sclerotiniaceae. The transcript is spliced from 2 exons.
AUGUCAGAACGCGACCUUCAAACAAUUAUUCAAAAACUCAAAUCUCCAUCUACAUCCUACCAAGAGAGCUCAUCACUCCUCUCCAAAGCCAAACUCACACUUCUCAAAUUAAAUGCCUUGACUCCACAAGCAUCAACAUCACCUUCCAUAUUAUCCCUCGCUCGCGAAGUCUUCGAAACCGGUGCUCUAGUUUCCAUUCGGGCAAAGGAUCCAGCUGGUUUCACACGUUACGUUCAUCAAUUAACUCCAUACUACGAGCUUCCCGACGACAAAUUUAGCGCCAAGAGCUCGGGAGAGAAGAAUAAGAUCACAGGAUUAUAUCUUUUGUUGUUGUUGACACAGGGAGAUUAUGCGGGCUUUCACACGGAAUUGGAGGGCUUGGAAUUGAGGGAGGAUGGUGGAAAGAGGGUUGAGGAAGAUAAAUAUUUGGGAUAUCCAAUUAAGUUGGAGAGAUGGUUGAUGGAGGGUAGUUAUGAUUUGGUUUGGAAGGCAAUGGAGGGUGGUAAGGUGCCGAGUGAGGAGUAUGGGGUCUUCAGUGAGAUCUUGAUUAACCAAAUUCGCUCUGAAAUUGCUUCGUCCUCCGAAACAGCAUAUCCAUCCCUACCUAUUUCAUCCACAAAGAACCUCCUCUUCUUACCAUCAGAAGGAGCAGUAGUACAAUUUGCGCAACACAGAGGAUGGUUGAUUGAAGAUGGACGGAUAUACUUCCCUAAUCAAAAGUUGAAGAAUGGUGUUAAUGUGGAAGCUGGAGAGGUUGCCGAGGAGAAGGAAGUUAGUAUGACAGCUAUUGAGAAUACCCUUGGUUAUGCUAGAGAGUUGGAGACCAUCGUGUAA